This is a messenger RNA of Talaromyces proteolyticus, 1050 nucleotides long. RefSeq names its product vacuolar ATPase proteolipid subunit C. The record is from RefSeq and is a predicted model, not a curated record. Gene Ontology annotation, cellular component: proton-transporting V-type ATPase, V0 domain. Lineage: Eukaryota; Fungi; Ascomycota; Eurotiomycetes; Eurotiales; Trichocomaceae. Gene Ontology annotation, molecular function: proton-transporting ATPase activity, rotational mechanism. Bases 275 to 763 code for a protein of 162 amino acids. The transcript is spliced from 8 exons. Gene Ontology annotation, biological process: proton transmembrane transport.
CUACGGCGGGCGGCAGAGACACUACUGGCAGCUUAGCAUAACGGUCCUGUGAUUGCUUGCGCUUCUUGAUUAUUGUAGCUCCGACACUGUCUGUUUCGACCACCACCACCUUGCAAGAGAAUCGAGACUGCUCUCCCGAAUCGGUUGGAGAUUUCAAUCUCGUUCCUAUCGUUUACGCCUUGUGCAUAUUCCCGCCGCCCCGUCCGCGCAAGGUUCAUAGACGAGUUGUCCUCUGUUUCUGCCACGACCACCAGCUAGCUGUACAGUCGACAAAAUGGCGGAAAGCGAAUAUGCCCCAAAUUUUGCACCAUUUUUCUCCUUUGCAGGAGUAGCAGCGGCAAUGAUAUUUGGAACAAUGGGCGCGGCUUAUGGUACUGCAAAGUCCGGCAUUGGUAUUGCUGGGGUCGGACAAUACAGGCCAGAUCUGAUUAUGAAAUCGUUAAUUCCCGUUGUCAUGUCUGGUAUUAUUGCGGUAUACGGCUUGGUCAUCGCAGUGCUUAUUAGCGGGGCGUUAAAUCCGCCUCCACAACAAAACACCAGUCUUUACACGAGCUUUAUGCAUCUCGGAUCGGGUCUUUCGGUUGGGCUGGCUGGAGUAGCAGCCGGAUAUACUAUUGGAAUUGUGGGAGAAGCUGGUGUUCGGGUAUACAUGCAGCAAUCAAGAGUCUAUGUUGGAAUGAUCCUGAUCUUGAUUUUCGGUGAAGUACUUGGGCUUUAUGGAUUGAUUGUCGGUCUUAUUCUCAACUCCCGCAGUGGUGGUUAAAUAUGUUCCAUAAUAAUCAAUAUCACGACGAAGGGGUGAAUGGCAGCAAGGAUAUACAGCGCCAACCUCAGCUGCCUCAUGGAUACACCAACACAGGCAUCUGCUAAAACAUGAGACAAUCAUUUUUUCUUUUUCUUGUGGGGUCUGUUCGGUCCUGUUAGGCAAUGCAGUCGGCACAUCAGCAGCCGUCGGCCGUCUUGGGGCGGUACAUGUAUACCAAUCUAGAUUAAUUCAGGUACCCUCAUAAAUUGUACGAAUAUAUAAACACAGACAUUUCUAUCUAUCUA